GUGAUGAUACUGGCACAUAUGCAUUCCUGAGCUCCUGAUCGUCACCUAGCCGGCCGUCGUCUCCAAACAUUUUACCAAUCUCUCCCGCCAGGGUGCCGGUCGUCGCCUCCAACUGCGAGUUCAAAACCGCCGCAGAUGCAGAACCCCAACGGCACCAUCCUCCAGCUCUACCACUCCGGCCGUCUCUCUGCCGCCCUCCACGCCUUCCAAUCGCUCCCCUCCUCGCCCGCUCCCGCUCCUCUCUCCGCGGCCACAUACGCCGCCCUCGUCGCCGCAUGCUCCCGCCUCCGCUCCCUCUGCCAGGGCCGCCUCGUCCACCACCACUUGAUUGCAUCCCCUGAUGCCGGACUUGCCCGAAAUACUGUCCUCAACAACCACCUUAUCACCAUGUACGGCCGGUGCGCUGCCCCAGACUCUGCCCGCCUGGUGUUCGACGAAAUGCCUGCCAAGAACCCUGUCUCUUGGGCAUCUGUUAUCGCGGCCCACGUGCAGAACAGACGCUCCACUGAUGCUCUCGUUCUGUUCUCUUUAAUGCUACGGGCGGGGACUGCGCCUGACCAGUUUGCGCUCGGUAGUGCUGUGCGUGCGUGCGCAGAGCUUGGGGACGCUGCUGUGGGAAGGCAGGUGCAUGCACAGGCUAUGAAGUCUGAGACUGGAAAUGACUUGAUCGUGCAGAAUGCUCUUGUCACGAUGUACUCCAAGAGCGGCUUCGUUGGGGAUGGGUACUUGCUCUUCACGAGGAUGAGGGAGAAAGACCUGAUUUCCUGGGGGUCCAUUAUUGCAGGGUUUGCACAGCAAGGGUGCGAAAUGGAGGCGUUGCAGAUUUUCAGGGAGAUGAUUGCUGAGGGGCUGCAUCAUCCUAAUCAGUUCCAUUUGGGAAGCGUGUUUAGGGCUUGUGGGGUUCUGGGUAGUUUGGAGUAUGGGAAGCAGAUUCAUAGCUUGUCUGUGAAGUAUAGGCUGGACUGUAACUCGUAUGCAGGUUGUUCAUUAAGCGACAUGUAUGCCCGGUGCAAGAAAUUGGAGUCUGCAAGGAAAGUGUUUUAUGGGAUUGAUGCUCCAGAUUUGGUUUCUUGGAAUUCAAUAAUCAAUGCUUGCUCUGUUGAGGGUCUCCUUAGUGAGGCUAUGGUACUGUUCUCUGAUAUGAGAGACUCUGGCCUCAGGCCUGAUGGCAUUACCGUUAGGGGCUUGUUAUGUGCGUGUGCGGGCUGUGAUGCUUUACAACAUGGAAGAUUGAUCCACUCUUACUUGGUCAAAAUGGGUUUGGAUGGGGAUGUCUCAGUAUGCAAUUCUUUACUCAGCAUGUAUGCGCGGUGUAUGGAUUUCUCCUCUGCGAUGGAUGUUUUUCAUGAGACAAAAGAUCGUGAUGUUGUCACCUGGAACAGCAUUCUCACUGCAUGUGUACAGCACCAGCAUCUGGAAGUAGUCUUUGAGUUGUUCAACCUUUUGCAGAGGUCGGUGCCGAGUCUGGACGGGAUCAGUUUAAACAAUGUUCUGAGUGCUUCUGCCGAGUUGGGUUACCUUGAAAUGGUGAAACAGGUCCAUGCAUACACCUUCAAAGUAGGUCUGGUGAACGAUACAAUGCUGAGCAAUGGUCUAAUUGAUACCUAUGCUAAAUGUGGAAGUUUAGAUGAUGCCGCAAAGCACUUUGAAAUGAUGGGCACCAACUGUGACGUGUUCUCUUGGAGCAGUUUGAUUGUUGGCUAUGCCCAAUCUGGUUAUGCAAGGAAAGCACUUGAUUUAUUUGCGAGGAUGAGAAACUUGGGAAUCAGGCCAAAUCAUGUAACAUUUGUUGGGGUUCUCACAGCAUGCAGCCGCGUCGGCUUUGUCGAUGAAGGCUGCUAUUACUACAGUAUUAUGGAGCCUGAACAUGGCAUUCUUCCAACAAGAGAGCAUUGUUCAUGUGUCAUUGACUUGCUAUCACGUGCUGGGAGACUAACUGAGGCAGCAAAAUUUGUUGAUCAAAUGCCAUUUGAGCCCGAUAUUGUGAUGUGGAAGACCCUGCUUGCUGCUAGCAAAACACAUAAUGACGUGGAGAUGGGAAAGAGGGCAGCAGAAGGCGUUUUGAAUAUUGAUCCUUCCCAUUCUGCUGCCUAUGUCUUGUUGUGCAACAUAUAUGCUGCUUCUGGUGAUUGGAAUGAGUUUGCAAGAUUGAAGAAGGCAAUGAGAAGCAGUGGUGUUAAGAAAUCACCAGGGAAGAGCUGGGUUAAGUUAAAGGGGGAGCUAAAAGUCUUUAUAGUAGAGGACAGAUCGCAUCCAGAGUCUGAGGAAAUUUACACAAUGCUUGAUAUAGUUGGAAUGGAAAUGAUAAAAGCUGGUUAUGUUCCAAAGCUACCAUGUCAAUAUACUAGUUUUGAUCAUACAAAUAGUGAUUUGUCAGAUGAAGAAAUGGUUAUGGAAUAUGGUUGAGUCAGGUCUUCUUGGGGGUUUGUUAGAAUUGGCCAACCUACCAAAGCUGUAUGACACUUGGUCUUUGUGACCGUGUGCUGUAUUUGAUUAAUUAAUCCGCAGUCCAGCAGGCCAUUGGUUUCUUCCAUAAAUAGAUGGAAAGAAGAGGUAAGUUUGUGACCAGAAGCUGUUGCUUUUCCUUUGGCUUCCAUAUGUGAAGAGAAAUAUGUCUUACCGGGUUGUUUGAACAGUCUACCUAGUAAGCCUGCUGAGGCCUGAAAGAGCUACUAAAGUGAUCUUGUUAUUUGAUAGAUAAAGGGCAAGUUAAAUGUGUUUGAAUGACCACAUAGUCCUACUAAUUAGGAUUUUAGUAGUGGAGCAAGAUACUGGAUUAUGGUCAAGAGUCUGAGCUGUACAGAAUGGUCAAAGACCAGUCUCUUUUAAUCUACCACUGCACUGAGAAGCUUUUCAUUUUUAAGGGUAUCAGCUUGUCAGCACGAGUUCUACCACAAGGAAGUUCAGAGUAACAUAUCUCAUGCAAGCUAGUUCUGCGGAUAUAUGUAUUUGGUGAAGACAACAAUUACAGAAUGAAUUCACAUGGGAGUAACAGAGACACAUGUAGUAGCAACAUGGGGACGGUGGACUGUUCAAAAAUUCAAUAGACUCUCACCUCAUUAUUUUCCUCAGAAGGUUUGAUAGUCACCAGCAGUCUAUCAGAUAUGAUACCAGGUUGGAGGCAAAAUCAAACCUGUGAAACUGGCAGAGCAUCAUUUGUUGACUUCUUCUUGCUCUCCCUGACUGAGAAGAAGGAAUACAAUGCCAUACCAAAUAUGGCGACCAGAAUGCCUAAUAU
Triticum urartu is the source of this 3238-nucleotide messenger RNA. Its product is annotated as Tetratricopeptide repeat (TPR)-like superfamily protein. Lineage: Eukaryota; Viridiplantae; Streptophyta; Magnoliopsida; Poales; Poaceae. Gene Ontology annotation, biological process: RNA modification. Gene Ontology annotation, molecular function: protein binding; RNA binding. The record is from RefSeq and is a predicted model, not a curated record.